Suillus discolor is the source of this 453-nucleotide messenger RNA. RefSeq names its product kinase-like domain-containing protein. The annotation marks the transcript as partial. Gene Ontology annotation, molecular function: protein kinase activity; ATP binding. The transcript has 4 exons. The record is from RefSeq and is a predicted model, not a curated record. Gene Ontology annotation, biological process: protein phosphorylation. NCBI's taxonomy places the organism in Eukaryota, Fungi, Basidiomycota, Agaricomycetes, Boletales, Suillaceae.
CUCGGAUACUUCCAUGGGAUGCAACCUACAAUUGUGCAUGGUGACUUGAAAGGGGCCAACAUUCUGGUUUCCUCCGGACGUGCGUGUUUGGUUGACUUCGGCCUUGCAACCACGCGAGACUCUCAAACACAGCUUCAGACCAACAUAAUCUCUGUUGCGGGAACCCCCUCUUUCAUGGCGCCUGAACUUUUGGAGGCGCCCCUGGAUAGACGCCCAUGUGAUAUAUUCGCAUUUGGCUGCAUAUGUUACGAGAUGUAUGAUGGAUUGCGCCCAUUCUGGGACUUAUCCCCACAGACAGUGGAUACCAAUUUUAUGAAGGGAAACCAUCCCUCACGUCCUACGAAUAACGUGUGCCUUCAACGAGGACUGGAUGACGACAUGUGGGAUUUCAUCCAGAAUUUGUGGCACCAUGAUCGAAAGCUUCGAGCUACUGCUAGCCAAGCCUCUUUGUAG